CUAGGCGCCAAAGUGGUAAUUCGGUAGAUGUGGUAAAGACGCAAAAUGCCUGCCUCGUGCGCAAUACUGGAUUGCAAUCUAAAAUACACGCACACGCAGGACGUUUCGUUUCACAAGUUUCCGUUCAAAAAUCCCGAGCUGCUCAAGCAAUGGAUCGCAUUUACCGGUCGCGACGCAAGUUGGCAACCAACGCAAUGGAGCUCCAUUUGCAGUCGGCACUUUCAGGCGACCGAUUUCAGGGAGUGUCCUUACCGAAAAAUGCUUUGCAACAAUGCGGUUCCACUGAUACGGGACGGCGGGGGGUUACGGGAAAACGAUAUCGUCGUCACCUCCGUGUACGAGAUAAGUACCACGGAAGAGGUGCUAGAGCAGUACGAUGGCUGCUACCCGGCGGAAGAGCUGGAUUUCUCCGGACAGAACGAGGUUCAGUUCAACCCGCCCGGGGUCGGUCUAAUGGAGGCAAUCGAAGAAGAGCUGCAAGAAGCUGACUUAACGGAGAUCACUUGCCGGGUGUGUGGCGUAGUGUAUAGCCGCGCGACCGACAAGCUGCUGUUCGAUCUAAGCCAAUCCGCCGGCGUUAUAGGCAAAUAUCUACCCUUCGUGAACCUUGACCUACCGAACCUCCCGCGGAAGAUUUGUCUCGACUGCUUGAAAGUGGUGAACGGAUUUUCGACAUUUUGCGACAACAUACUGAGAGCCCAAACUGACCUAGAGUAUCGCUUCCUGUGCGAUGGGUCCGUCGUUGCCGAGCCAUCUCCGGCCUCGGCUUCGAUCCGAAGCGCCCCGGAUGCCGCUAGCAAACCGAUGAAAAUAAAACAGGAACCCAUCAAUUUCAUCAAGGAGGAGAAGAUCGAGGGUGCCAAUAGUGGACACUUGCGGAAGGAGAAGGACCCACCAGCACCGGAUGCAAUCCCGGCCGCAAGCGGCAUGAUCUUCAAGCCGGUCCAAACCUUUGCUAACGACAAAAAUCGCAUCAUUCUCUUCGGUAACGCCAGCGGCAAGGAUCGCGCGAGCGAUACGCAGCGGGAUUCGUCGAAAAACUGCGAAAUCCUGGAGAUAGUGAACCUCUACCCAAGUGAACCACCGAUCGUGGACAUUACGAAUGCCACGAUCACGGAGAUGCAACCGUACGAGAACACGCUGCAACCGCCACUGCUGCCGGCCACUGCGACCGGAACACCGAUGAUGGCAGAUGGCAGACUGAAGGUGGAAAACACGGCCGAUGUUGAGGCGGACCAGGAUGAUUACUAUCUACCUCUGCCCGACGUGCUGCAUCUGAUCAAUACGUUCGAAGAACACAGCUAUACGAAACUUCCCAUUCAGGCGGACGAUAAGGAUGAAAUAUUUAACGAUCUUAAAACCGGCAACCCGCAGCCGGCGGAUGGUACGGCCACUCGCGAGCUGAAGUGCAUCGAAGACAACGAACCUUCCGGUGUCGGUUGGUUGUGCGGUGACUGUGGUCAAGCGUUUCGCACGCACCGCAAAAUGCUGUACCACCGAAUGCUGACGUGUGCCGUGCGUCGAAAGGUUGCCCAGUACUGUCGGCGGUGUAAGCGAAAGUUUGCCUCGGCACACAGGCUUCGAGUACACCGGAUGGCAGCACUGUGUCCGAAGCGACCGCAGAGACAGAAACAGUUCGACCUGAAAGCGAUCCUCGCACGGAACAAAGUUCCGCCGCCGGCCCCACCGGCCAGCACCACCAGCACCGACUACGAUUCCGUACCUCUCGGUGGCGACGGUCGGCUAAAGCGCUCGCGCUACCCUUGCUCGUUGUGCGAGAGGUCGUACAUAUCGCUGUCGAACAUGCGCCGCCACAUCGUCACACAUCGACCCAUGGCCGAGUGGAACCACAAGUGUGGUAUUUGCUUGAAAAUCUUCGACAAACUGAUCGAUCUCAAAAAACACCUGCACGACUCGUUGUGCAGUAAUCACCCCAUCAAUCCGCAGCAGGAUUCACCCACCGAGGACAUCGCGGUCGGCGAGUCGGCGACGGUAGUAGCAUCAUCGCAGGCGCAGAUUGAUCGGCUGCUGUACGUGUGCUCCACCUGCAACAAGCACUACCGAUCGUACAACAGUCUCAAGGUGCACGAGUCCGUGCACACCGGCAUUAGGGCGUACAUCUGCGAGAAGUGCGGCAGGCGGUUCAGUGGCCAAAUGAAUCUCGUGCAGCACCGACUAACGCACUCCGAGCUCCGCCAGUACCACUGCGAGCAGUGCCCGAAGGUGUUCAAACGCAAAGGUGGACUCAGUCAGCACGUACGGGGCAUCCAUCUGAAAAUUCGGCCUUUCCGGUGCGAAACGUGUGGUCACACAUAUGCGCUCAAAGCCGACAUGACGCGGUGUCGACAUUCCAAGCUGAAAGAUGCCACCGCCUCAUAGGCAACAAUAAUAUCCAGCUUCGGUUCGGUUAAUCUAAAAAUCGUUCAAUUCAAUUUUUCAAUUUCUUUCAUGUACGCCUCAAUGUACGGUUCAAUUUUAUUUAGCUUUUCUCAAUCCAUCGCCAUUCCUUUGAGGGACAGUGCGUUUUCGUCGAACAGUAUCCGUUUUUACAUUCAUCGACCAUUAGAUUUUUAUCAGAAAUUCGAUAUUUGGUUCAAUUCAAUUUUUCAAUUUCUUUUAUGUACGCCUCAAUGUACGGUUCAAUUUUAUUCAACUUUUCUCAAUCCAUCACCAUUCCUUUGAGGGGCAGUGCGUUUUUGUCGAACAGUAUCCGUUUUUACAUUCAUCGACCAUUAGAUUUUUAUCCGAAAUUCUAUAUUUGCAGGCGAGUAUUAUCAGUAUGAUUGUAACACAUACAACCUUGAAUUUAAUAAAAACUCACGCAAAUAAAAAAAAAACGUUGAAAUAAGU
Molecule: messenger RNA, 2850 nt
Organism: Anopheles cruzii
Lineage: Eukaryota; Metazoa; Arthropoda; Insecta; Diptera; Culicidae
Exons: 2
Coding region: 46-2379 (777 amino acids)
Biological process (GO): regulation of transcription by RNA polymerase II
Cellular component (GO): nucleus
Molecular function (GO): zinc ion binding; RNA polymerase II transcription regulatory region sequence-specific DNA binding; DNA-binding transcription factor activity, RNA polymerase II-specific
Source: RefSeq, a predicted model, not a curated record